UGUGAGCAUGUUCGUUUCAUAAUAAAAAUGUUGCCAGGUAACCAAAAAGUCGUAUGUUUUUAUGCGAAUUACGAUCAUAAUCUUUACGAUCGUACAUUAAAAAAUAGACAAAUAAUAGUAUGAGUACGAUUUAAAUCGUAUAUCUGUCAACCCUGCUAGCAAGACAGCGACAAAAUCACGUUGCAUAACAAUGUAGCCCAAGCUUAUAUCUUAUGAAAUAUACGGAAGAGAUACGGACUUAGAAAAAACAGAAAUGUUGUUCUUUGUGGAAGUCAUUGAUGAAAUUCUAUGUAUUUUAGCCCGCAAACUUUCUUCAAACAAAAACAGCGCCAUCUAGUAUCGAGUUCUGUAAUUAUCUCUUUGUUUAUGGAUUUGAAGUAAGACCGCCACGCAUGCAAUACAUUAUGACUGGGGAUUCCCCUAUUCGUCGACGCUGAAUAUGAGGCGACGACAAUCACUGUCAAACGUGUUCACUAUUACUCUGACUCUGGUAACGUGACUUCCUGGUAACGUGUUAGGUAGGAAAAGCAGUAAAAAAGUGCAUAUUAAGGGAGCAGAUUUGAAAUAAUAUUUAUACUUAACAAGAAAUAAUUAAAGGUUCAAUGGGGAGACCUAAAGAUUUACGCAUAUGGGAGCACUACCGUACUUUACCAAACAAGUCUGUUUCUUGCAAGCUUUGUAAUAAGGUCUACAAAUUCAGUAAUGCUGCCAAAAUGCUUCAACAUCUUAUCACUUGUCCAAAAUCUCCAGAAACAUUAAAAGACUCUAUGAAACUUAUAAAAGAUAGCUCGUCCAAAACCAAAAUGUCUGGACUGUCAGAUAUAGAGACAAAUUAUUCUUUUAUAAGCCCCUCGUCGUCUGCUAACACUACAAUAAAUGCUGAGUUUCAAGACACCGAUGAUCAUAUAAAAACAGAAUUAGCGAGAGCUAUAUUUGUAACAGGGACGCCAUUAUCGAUGGUGCAACAUCCUUUAUGGAUACAAUUUUUCGAAAAAUUGCAACCAAAAUUUAAAAUACCUUCACGUAAAGCUUUAGCGACAAAAUACUUAGAUAAAAUAUAUAGAGAAAUGCGUUUUGAGUUAAAUGAGGAACUAAAUGCUUGUAGUUACUUACACCUUCAGUGCGAUGGCUGGUCUAAUUUAAGAAAUGAAGGAAUAAUAAACUUUCUUAUAUCAAAACCUCAACCUGCAUACGUUAAAAGUUUGAAUACAGAAAGUAAUCCUCACACUAGUGAAUACCUUAGCCAAGAAGUUGAAAAAGUAAUGAAAGUGUAUGGAGCAAAUAAGUUUCUUGUACUUAUUGGCGAUAACGCUAGAAAUAUACAAAAGGCAUUCGAAUUAACAAAACUCAAAUAUCCACAUGUUGUUCCUCUCGGUUGCUGUGCACAUAUCCUUAACUUGUUGUGCCAAGAUAUUGUAAAGAUACAAGAAGUAACUGUGUUUAUUAUGCAAGCCAUAAAUAUAAUAAAAACUGUUAAAAGGAGUCAACGAUUAAGUUCCUUGUUGAUAAAAUCAAGGCAGGGUGAAGAUUCUACACAAACACUAAAAUUGCCUUGUGCUACAAGAUGGGAAGUCAUGUUAUUUCGUUAAAAAGUUUGAAAGCAAAUAAGAUAGCUUUGCAAAUAUUAACAGUUAGAGAAGAUGUGGUAAUUUCAAGAGAUAUUAAAGAUUUAAUUCUAAGUGAUGAUUUCUGGACGAAGACAGGGGAAUGUAUAAGUAUUUUGGAACCAGUCACUGAAAGCAUAUUUUACUUAGAGAGCGACCAGAAUCGUUUGCAUCGCACAUACAUUACAUUUAGAGAUGUACAAGCUAAGAUACGUUUUGCAUUAAAUGAGAUUUCGACAUUGAGCGAAGAAAGCAAACAGCAGAUUCUAACAUCAGUAUCUUCAAGAUGCAAUAUGGCAAUGAGGCCAAUACAUUUUGCAGCAUAUAUUCUAGACCCCAGGACUCUAGGAGUCGAACUUACUCAAGAGGAAGAACUUAAGGGUAUGGAGUUUAUCUACAAUUUAAGCCAACACUUAAGUUUGUCAAAUGUAAUGGCAGAUUUGGCGUGUUAUAAAGCUAAAGAAAACUUUUGGGCCAGAGGAUUUGUAUGGAGCUCAUUAGAUAGCAUUGAGCCCCUAAUAUGGUGGAAAGGUAUUUGUGGUUCCACUGAGUUAAGCAAAGUAGCGAUUCGUAUUCUAUCAGCUCCCUGUACUUCGGCAGCCACUGAGCGUUCCUUUAGUAUCCAAGGCUACAUACAUAAUAACAAAAGAAAUCGACUUACAACUGAAAGAACUGAAAAAAUUUCAUUCAUUUGUUAUAACUGGAAUCUUAAACAUAAAGCUGAAUGCGAGGACAUUCAGUUUAAUGAAGAAAAUACCUUAGAAGCUUUCAUUGAGCAAGUAAAUGAACAUAACAGUUUAGACGAAAUAGAGCCUAUCGAACCUAUACAAUUCAUCGCUUGUAAUAACUCUGAAUCUGACAGUGAUUGACUGUAGUUUUACAUUUUACUUUCAUCUCUUUCUUAAUAAACUCAAAAUCAAAUUAAAAGUUUUUUAUUCUGUAGGCUGCAUAAUAAUAUUGUCUAUGUCCAGUAUAGUGGACGUCUUGCGGCUGAGAUGACGAUGAUGAAGUACAAAAUCAUAAACACCCAAAAAUUUGGGUGUUUAUGGGGUUUAAACCCAAUAAACCCAAAACACCCGGUUUUUACCCACCAGACUUUAAACCCACCCAGGUGGAUUGCCCAUCUCUAUUUAUAUAUCACACUAACUGACUCUAUGUAUAUAUUGGCUUAUUUAAGAAUUUAUUAAAUA
Messenger RNA from Galleria mellonella (greater wax moth), 2794 nucleotides. RefSeq lists its product as uncharacterized. Gene Ontology annotation, molecular function: DNA binding. Lineage: Eukaryota; Metazoa; Arthropoda; Insecta; Lepidoptera; Pyralidae. The transcript has 2 exons. The coding region runs from base 603 to 1589 and encodes 328 amino acids. The record is from RefSeq and is a predicted model, not a curated record.